AUGGCAAGUUAUAUAACUCAAUAUUUCCCUCAUAUAUCAUCACUAUCGCUAUCGUUAAAUGAUGACAUAAGUAAGGAAUCAAUUAAUCCUUUAAUACGUAAUAAAUUGAAUUAUAUUUUAAUUGUCGAUUUUAAAAACGAUGAUAAUUUGAAAGAAUUUGAAGAAAACGAUUCAUCAGAUGAUAUUCUUGCAUAUGUUCAAGAAGACCCAAGCAAUAAUAAUGAAAUUAAUUCCAAGGAAUAUCAAUCAAUUGGAAUUAUAAAAGGUAUAUCAGCUUUUAUUCAUGGGUUUGGAGCAAAAUCAAAUGAGAGUCAACAAGAUCCUAUGAUACUAAAAUUACUGAAUGAAACUAUAAUUUCAUACAAGAUUGAAUUAGAAUAUACAAUUAUUUGUUCAAUCAAUUCUAAUGAUGACAAAGUAAUUAAACAAUUGGAAUAUUUAAUAAAACAACAAUAUUGCUUUUUCAAAUUAAUAAAUAAAUCUAUAGAAGCAAAUAUAAAAUUGGGAGUAGAUGUUGUCAAGAAAUUAUUAGAUGAAUGGUGGUCCAAAUUCUUGAAAUCUUUUAACAGCCAGGAGUAUUCGGAAGAUAUAGAUUGGCCAAAUAAAUUAAAUUAUUUAGGGUUCAAUAGUAUACAUUUGCCUAUACGGUAUCGAAAGUCUUCGAUCAAUAUAUCUAACAGGUUAAAGGAAGAGUUUAAGAAGUUAUUACAAAAUGAAGAGUUGAUUCCAUUGAGCGUUUUGAUAAGUUGUUUUUCAAAAUCUCCAAAAAAAUUGGGACAUAUAUCGUCUCAACUGAUCGAUGAAAAAAUCAAUGAUGAAUCAUUAAUUGAUAUUUACAAUUUAAUGGAAAAUGAUUUCAUAAUGCAACAAUAUACUCAUGACAAUAUAGAAAUACCGCAAUUGGAUGAUAGUAGUGGUCCACUAAGUUUGUUAAAUCCAAUAAACAUCACAAAUAACUUAGUAGUACAACCUUGGAAUUCAGUUUCUGGAAUUAUAAGAGGAGAUAAUACAGCUCAAGAAACAACAUCAGAUGAAAAUGACAAAAAGGUUGGUUUUGGGUGGUUAUCGAUGCCAAGUUUUUUAAGUAAAUCGAGUGUUGAAAUUAAUAAUAAUAGCAUACCAGUACCACAAGAACAUGCAAAUAAUGGACAAUUCCUAUAUGGAAUACAAGAAGAUGAAUCAAUCAGGAGAAAAAUAGUAUACUUGCCAAUUAAAAAAGACGAUGAUGUUGUAGAAGAAGAGUUUCAAUUAAUAACAUUUGUAAAAGAUGACAUAUAUAUAACACUAAUAUAUUCAUCAAUCGACACCAACAAAUUAGACGAUCCAAAUUUUUACCACCAACUAACAAAUAAUGUCUUGAUUCCAAUGUUAGAUGAUAUAGAACAAGAAGUAUUAAAUUCAACAAUGUCUAAAUCUAUAAAUUCAAUAAAAACAAUAAAUAUAAGUUCAAAUAUUGAUUCAGAUUUUUUAUAUACUAUAUUUGAUUUGAAAAACAAGACAUAUACAUCAUCAAUUCCAUUAAUUUUAACAAAUUUAUCACAACUGAAAAAUAAUCAAAUUAUAAUUAAUAUACAUAAUCAAUUAAUUGAAAUUUUAACGGGUUUAGAUUUAAAUAUUCAUGAAUUUUAUCAUAAAUUUAAAUCAAAUCAAAAUAAUGAUUGGAUGUUUUAUUUUAUUAAAUUUAAAAAUAAAUUAAUAAUAAUUUUAAAAAAUAAAAAUAAAUUUGUUUCUAGUAUUGGAAAUAAUGGUAAUGAUUUAUUAGUUGAAGAAUCAGUAAUUAAUCAAAUUACUGGUGUUGUUUCUGAUUAUGCAAGUUUGGGAUUUUUGGAUAAUUUAGGUAAUGAUGUUAAGUAUUGGUUAGGUCAAGUGAUUGAUACUGAAUAA
Lodderomyces jiufengensis is the source of this 1884-nucleotide messenger RNA. RefSeq lists its product as uncharacterized. The coding region runs from base 1 to 1884 and encodes 627 amino acids. The transcript has a single exon. Gene Ontology annotation, biological process: vesicle-mediated transport. Lineage: Eukaryota; Fungi; Ascomycota; Pichiomycetes; Serinales; Debaryomycetaceae. The record is from RefSeq and is a predicted model, not a curated record.